GCAAGGCGAAGAAUCGAGUUCGGUUCCGUGGCUAGUUUGCUACUGAUGGGAGUCUUCUUCUUCUGCAUAUGGCCGCCGAGUCCAGCGUUCGCUUAUGGCGGAAAUUCCACGGCGGAGAACGCGAAGGACAGUGAGAAAAUAGCUGCCGAGAAGGCCGAGGUGAAGGCGUCGAAGGCCGCGCAGGACAUCAGGCAGACGUCCGAGUCCUGCGCUGACUGGGCGGGCGGCAAGAUCGCCGAGGGGCUCGGGACGAUGCAGGAGAACGCGAAGGUAGCGUCGGAGAAGACGAAGGAUAAGGCGGGAGACAUCGCCAUGAAGGCCAAGGACACGAUGCACGGUGCUGCUUCAGAAGCUGCAGAGCAUACUUCCCACGAGGCCACACAAGCAAAAGAGGCCGUGAAGAACAAGGCUGGGGAGGCGAAGGACAACAUAGCGGACAUGGCCGGAGAUCAGGCCACCGCCGCCUAUGAUGCCAAAAGAGCAUACGAGGGAGCGAAGCAAAAGGUGGCGGAGUCCUACGCGACUGCCAAGGACACCAUGGCGCGAGAGAAGUACGAGACAGCCAAGGAGAGAGCCUCGCAGGUCUCAGGCGAAGUGGGAGCCAAAAUGCGGGAGAUGGCCAGAGAACUAUAAGAAGCAGCAGCAGGAGUAGUUGGCUUCACAGCAAGCAGUGACUGAGAGAGAAGUUGACGUUCCAUAUGUUAUUUUUUGUUCUUCUUGUCACGGGGGAUGUAAUGUUGAGUUGGAUAGAAAUCAUUCGAAUACACAGCUGCUUGGGAAUCACACGUUUAGCAUGCUGCAUUUUAGG
Musa acuminata AAA Group (dessert banana) is the source of this 808-nucleotide messenger RNA. RefSeq names its product late embryogenesis abundant protein At3g53040-like. Lineage: Eukaryota; Viridiplantae; Streptophyta; Magnoliopsida; Zingiberales; Musaceae. The transcript has 3 exons. The record is from RefSeq and is a predicted model, not a curated record. The coding region runs from base 46 to 633 and encodes 195 amino acids.